AUGAAGCUCAUUCUUGGCAUCAGUGCCAUGACCAGAUCAAACUAUUUCAGUCUGAUUAAUAUGCCUGAUCACUCUGCCCCUGCUGCCUCCACCUCUGCUGCUAUCACCUGCUGUCUGUGUUCUGUCCCUGCCCCAUUAACUACUCCUGCUGCUGCUCCAUUACUACUGCCACUGUCCACCACUAUCUCUCUGUCUUCUCUCAGCACCAACAGGGUCUCUGCCUGUCAAAUAGUGGGUAUUAGAGUCCCUGUCUGGUUCACAAAGCUGGUUCUGGAGGAGCAGAAGAAGAAGAAGAAGAAAAAGAAGAAGAAGAAGAAGAGAGAGAAGAAGAAAAAGAGAAAGAAGAAGAAAGAGAAAGAGAAUGAUAACAAUAGCAAGAAUAAUGAUGAUAAUGAGAAUAAUGAUAAUAAUGAGAAUGAUGAACUUGUCAUUUAG
This is a messenger RNA of Coccidioides immitis RS, 435 nucleotides long. RefSeq lists its product as uncharacterized. The record is from RefSeq and is a predicted model, not a curated record. NCBI's taxonomy places the organism in Eukaryota, Fungi, Ascomycota, Eurotiomycetes, Onygenales, Onygenaceae. The coding region runs from base 1 to 435 and encodes 144 amino acids. The transcript has a single exon.